AAUGACCAGUACCACAACAAAGCGACACUUCCCCCACCUCCCCAACCAAAGCUUCUCCACGAAGCCGAGCCGAAACCCUAACGCCCUCCCAACCCCCCCCCCCCCCCCCCCCAGUUCCAGAACCAUCUAGAAGCGUCCUUGGAGGGCGGCGAUUCCCAUGGACGGCGCCGCCUCUCCGCCGGCGUCGGCGGAGGAGGAACCCUCCAGCGGCGCAGUGGACCCGGACCCCCGCCGCCCACCCGCCGCCGCCGCCGCCGCGAUGAUCGUGCCUGAGGAGGACAAGGAGGAGAAGGGGCAAGGGUACGUGGAUUCGCUACUGAGGGUAUCGCUUCAUCUGCUCCGGAAUGGUUUUGUUCCUGAAGUCCAGCGCCAAGGCCUGAAGCUGAUGCUGCACCUGUUGAGAUUUAGGUGGGAUGAGCUUCGCAUCGAGGAGUGGAGUAGGAGUACAUUCGGUGAUGAUGCUGAUUUGAUAGCAGGGUUAUAUGGCACCACUGAUAUAUUACCUUCAAAGAGUGAUGUAGCUGCUUUAAUGGCGGAGGUAACUUUGAAUGGUGGAAUUUCUUUAUUGAAUGAUUUGCUCCCUUCAAUUAUUUCUCUAUCAAAGAGAGGUCCCACUGAGGCUGAGUUGGCUGCCUUCAUUUUGAAGUCGAUUUCGGAUUCUAGGAUUGAUUGUGGAGUAGAUCCAGAUGGUGCUCAAUUUGAGGCAGUUUUAAGUGGUCUAGAUGAGGCUCUGCCAAAUAUUAUGCUGAUCCUUUCUUCAUUGCUCGAGAACCAUGGUGGAGCAGUUGUUGCUAAACAGCCAGACCAGCUAAUUGUAUCAAGUAAAAAACAUGCGUUGACAGUAACAGCUUGCUUGCUUGCUGCAAAUGCAUAUGCAAAGUGGGUUCCUGUGGUAUAUCUUGCAAAAUAUGGUUUAAUUGAACGAUGCAAGUCCUUCCUUAAUUUCAGUAAUACCCGUGUUCUUGCUUUGCAGUUUUUUAAAGUCAUCUGUCAGAGAAUAAGACCACUUUGUGCUACAGAGGAUUAUGACACUGCAAUGAGCCUGGUCUUCUGGAUCUUGAUGAGCAUUUCAAAAGAUUCUUUGACCAAAUUUAAAACCCAUUCUGGUUUUCUCAGUGAAAGCCAGCUUAACUUUGCCGGGCGGAUUUGUGAGUGUUUGAUUGCUCUGGGUUCCUCAAACAUGCAGUUUAUUAUUACAGAUGGAAAUAGGGCCACCCAUUUCUUUCGACAGAUGCUGGAAUAUUUCCAACAUUCUAAGUUUGCACUUCAUUUUCGGUCUAUGCAAUUUUGGCUGAUGGUGCUAAAAGAACUGUCCAAAGAAAAUUUUGUUGCCUCUGAUCCUGGGGUUGUUGCUUCUGCUGUCAAUCCUGCAUCUGUUGCCAAUUCAACUGAGAAGGGAAAUAAUGGAGCAUUUGUUUUUGUUAGCGACUAUAUAUGCAAAGGAAUUAUGGACUUUUCACUCAGAAGAAUACUCAAGAAAUCUGCUGCCACAUCUCUAGAGUUGUUGGAGCUUUGGAGUGAUGAACUUCAUGGAAAGAAUGGCUUCAUACAGUACCGCUCUAUACUGUUGGAUCUCAUCAGAUUUAUUGCUUAUAAAAGACCGAUCAUUGCCGCCAGCAGAGCUGUACAGAGAAUUAACUGUAUUAUUGAAGAUGCAAGUGCAUUAUCAAAAUACCCUAAGGAUUUGGCAGCUAUUGAAAGCGCUCAGCUAGGGCUUGAAAUGGUUGUCAAUGCAAUAUUUGAUGAUUCGGUUAUGAUCAUUCUGGAUACAAAAUUUCCUUUGCUGGAAAUAUACAAGAUAUUUGAAGGUCUACUUAUGCAGCUUCUAUCCUUGAAAUGGACCGAACCAAGGCUUGUGGUGAUCCUGGGGCACUAUUUGAAUGCGUUAUGUCCCUUUCUAAUACACUUUCCAGCUUCAGUUGCCAUGGUUGUGUCUAAGCUUUUAGAACUAUUGUCAUCAAUCAAUGUCGAUUCUCAUGAUCCUUCAAAAGCUCAGUAUGCCAGAUUGCAAAUCUGCACAUGCGUCAUUCACAUAUGUCAAGCUGUUGAUGGAACUUCUCUUCCUUCAGAUAUGAAGGGUUUAUUCUCUGUUCCACACGUUACUGAAGAAGAUGUGCUAGCCUUUGUCGCAAUUAACAGAACUGCUUAUUCUGUGGAACAGAAGCAUGUAAGGGGUGAAGGAAAUCAGGAUGGAGAUGCUACACAACCCUCCUCUGCCUCUUACACAAUGCCAUCUCCUCCAAGUUCGUAUCUGACAUUAGGACUGCGUCCUUGGGCUCUGAAUGGUGAAAAUCCAGGCUUAUCCGUUGCUCUUCCCUCUUUUCAUUAUCUGUCCACUACACAACCUUCUCUCGUUUCCUGUUCUGUUCAUUCAUUUCCCGAAUCUAAUGGUAUUGCUUGUACCUUGAGCCAAAAGAAAUUAGACCACAAUCUCAUCCUUGGUUCAGUGCCUAUCUCUUGGUUGAGGUUGGGUACAAAAUCCCAGAGUAGAAAUAAAGGCACGAGUUUGAACCUUAGUCCAGCAUCUCAAAUGAGUACUGAAAAUUGUAGCAGCAGUUCUCUACCCUGUUCCAGUUCUGCUUGUUUGGCUCUUGUUAAACAAAGACAACAGUUGCAUGCCAAUGGGGAACUUCUUACUCAUGUUUCCCCUUCGACGCAAGUUGGUGAGAGCCAACCAAUCAACAUAUUUGAAGACUGCGGUCAAGGGAAUGAUCAAGAACAAAAUACUGUUCAGGGUAUUGUUACUGGUGAUUUUGAAGGAUCCACCGAGUCUGUUGAUGAAAAAAAGUUGGGUAUUGUGGGAACAAUGUCAUGCCAUCAAGAAAAGGACCAGCUACUUCUUAUGGAGCAUAAUAUCUUAUCUGAAACAUUUGUCACUGUGGCAUCCUUUCCUAGGAUUCAAGAUAGGAACCAUUUGCUUGCAGAUCUUUUGCACACUUUAAACAAAAUUUGGACGCAGCCAGACUGGGAAGACACAUAUAUCCGUUAUAAAUAUCGUUUGUCUGGUCUUUUUGCCAACGAUCAAUUUACGAGGAUUGUUCAUUCGUUGGUAAAAUCAUUUGAGGAGGAGUUUACAGGUAACAGAGUUGUAGAGUCUGCAGGAGCUCAGGAAGGAUAUUCUUCAGCAUUUGCUCUUGACUCAUGUACCCUUCCAAAGUUGAUGCUUUCCCUAAUCUUACGGGUGCUUAAUUGUAUACAAACACUUUGGAAGGAACCAAUUACUUAUGAUCUGUCAGGAGUAAUAGCUAAAGACAUAAGUUUUCUACUGGAGGAUGGUGAACACCCUGAGAUUGAUGAAGCUAAACUGCUGAAAAACGCAGGAACCUGGUUACAGGGAAUUCGAGAGGCUGGGUACAAUGUCAUUGGUUUGUGCGCCUCAGUUGACGGAGCAUUCUAUGGACUAUUAGACCGUUCAAGUAUCGUCAAUGUUCUCAUGGAAAAAUUGAGAUCCAUGGAAUUUAAUCAUUUGGGAAAGCUCAUACUACUUGUCCUCAUUCCAUUGGUUAAAUAUUGCCCUCAAGAAUGUUGGGAUGAAUGGAUGGUCGAGUUGUUGGAACCUAUAUUUAGCUACUGUGAAGAUAUUUUUUAUUAUGCAUGGUUCACUUUUCUUCAUGAGGGCCAAGCUAAAGUUCCAGCUUAUUUUGGUAAUCUCAAUGGAUCAGAAGAAAUAGUCAACCAAUUUGAAAAGGAGCUAUUGCUUAAAUUUACUCGUUCUGUAUCUGAUCUUCUCGGGGUUUUAGCAUCAGAAAGAUUGAAUAGUGGGCUGUCAUUGUUACCUUUUCGACCAAAAGAUAGCACGAAAGCUGAUUUUCAAGACUUGAAGUCCAUAUCUUCCAACUCCCUUAUUGGGUUCCUUUUACACCAUAAUUGCUUUGGGAGGUUGAGUAUGUACCUAUUUGGGUGUUUGGUGGAUCAUCAAGCAGCAAAGAAAGCAUUGCCAUUUUGCUAUGCUUUGAUCUGUCUAGCAAUCGCUACUAAUCUUGAGUGGCUGAACCAGUUUAUUCUUAAUGAAAUGCUUCCAACUGUUAUCCUACUUCUUGGUGGUCUCCGGUGUCCAAUCUCAGAGCUUAGUUCCUCAUUAAAUUCAACCACAAAAGAAGAUGCUAGGAAUGAUGUUAUUCAUCUUUGUCAGCAAAUCUACAAAGUUUACAUAGAUAAUCAGGUUAUUGUGGGUGAAGGGGCGGACAGUGAAAACAUGUCUGGUCGCUUCGAAGAUUGGUUAGCAAAGGAAGUGGAAGAUCUUCGUACACGUUCUUCUUGUUCUGCGCCAGAGUAUUUUCCAGAAGAUGCCAUCUGGAAAUGGGAGUUUAAUGAAGAAUUUGAAAGAUACCUUCCUGCCUAUAUGAAUAUGCUGGAUGAAGUGGAUGCAAUGAAUGACUGCUUGAAGGAUACUUAUUUGGGCUGUGAGAUUCUUGAGAAAUUGAAACCUGAAUUUAAGUCGAGGUAUGGCAUUAUCAACUAUGCGCAUCCUUAUUUGCGGACCAUGUCUCGUAUGUUAAGGCGAAAGAGGUCUGCUGUAUAUUACCAGAGUCGUACGAAAUGGCUCUCUCAACUUUUGUCCCGACUUAUUACACUAAAACCUUAUAUUAAGUUCACUGAUUCUUGGGAAAGUGUUAUGGAGCGUCUUCAUGAAAACUGUGAAUCGCAGUUUGAUCCUUUGCAAUGUGAUCCAGCAAGCGCAGUUACAAUUUUCUUUGAUUCAAUACUGUCUUACUGGGAGCCUCAGUUUCACCCUUUGAUACGUGAGAGUCACAAGGAUUUACUGACAACAAUAGCUUGUCAAUUAGCUUCAGCAGAAGAGGAUGUACUAUUUGAGCCACUGGAACCACACCCGGAUGAUUUCUCGGAGUAUUUGCAGCCCUAUGCAUGGAUGUAUAUUAAGAGAAAGAAGGAAGAAUCUGGGUAUUUUAGGUUUGAAGAACAAGUACGCUUGCAUGAAGAGUUUGACAAUCAUUUGGCUUCAGGCUCACUGGAUCAUCGUAUGAACGAGUUUAGUUGUUCUAAGGAUGACUUUGUCCAUAAUGUUGUUGCCAGUGACUUUGAGAACAGUCCGUUUGCAACACUGGACCAUGAUCUCAUGAAAAUGUCCUUUGAGCGAAGGGCUAUAAUUGUUGAAUGGGAACAUCAAAUAUCCUCUUACUCUCAGUGCUUAACAUCUCUCCUGAAAAGUGAUGAGAUGAAGAAUGAACUUGGAAAUUUGAUGAGUGCGCUGAAUGCAGAAGGCUUUUUCAGAGUUAAUGAUGAUUCUAUGGACUGGGAUAAUAAAUUGUUUUCAGAUUCAGUAGACAAAUUCAAGAAAGUGGUUUUCUCUAGGCAGUGCAUUGACAAAUGUCUUGUGAUCCGAGGAAUAAUGGAUUAUCAAAACAUCUUGCAAAUGGAGGAUAUCAACUGGCAAGAUGCGUUUAGAAUGGUUGUUAGUAAUACAAUUUACUUGUGGAAGGAAAAUCUUCAACAGUUUUGGGUGACCACAAGACACUAUAAACAUGAAUACUAUGAGACACUUAAGCAACCACUUCAAAAGGUGUUUUUAUUAGGUGGAGCACCAAAACUGAAGUAUUGUUGACAGAUGCACUGUACUUGUUACCGUCGUCAAGACCUGAUUUAACCACAUUCUGAGUGUAACAGAUGUAUGAAGCAAACUUUUUGGGCAAAUCAUGCAAGCAAUUUCUUGAAAGCAUGGUCUUCAUAAGCUAGCAGCUUCUUUCCCCUUUUAAAACUAUCAUGUUCAUAUUUCUUGAAACAAUGGUCUUCAUGAGCUGCUGCCCUCGUGGAACUGCUGCUGGAAGUCUGGUGUAUAUCACGCUGGUUGAACUGGAUAGUGGUGAAGCCCUUUCUGCUGUAGCUUCUAAUCUUGGAGAAGUCACCUGAUGUUAAUAUACUUUUGGACUGUGUUAAUAUUAGUCUAUUGCUCUAUGUACAUUUAGAACUAAUAUUAUCCUCAACUAUAUUACCUUCAUUUCGUUUC
Messenger RNA from Phragmites australis (common reed), 5965 nucleotides. Its product is annotated as protein HASTY 1-like. Gene Ontology annotation, molecular function: nuclear export signal receptor activity. The transcript is spliced from 40 exons. Gene Ontology annotation, biological process: ribosomal large subunit export from nucleus; ribosomal small subunit export from nucleus; protein export from nucleus. The coding region runs from base 158 to 5563 and encodes 1801 amino acids. Gene Ontology annotation, cellular component: cytoplasm; nucleus. The record is from RefSeq and is a predicted model, not a curated record. Lineage: Eukaryota; Viridiplantae; Streptophyta; Magnoliopsida; Poales; Poaceae.